CAGCCCGAAGACCCAUCAUCUGAACGCGAUAAACCGCCACACAAAUCUUCUUUGUCCUCGAAAUUGAUCGAUAAGACCAAACGUAAAAUACGCAUUGUCGUUACCGACAGCGGUGGCGGUCAAACCAAUUACAACAAUUUCACAGGCAAAGAUAAAAUCGAACCGAAAAACACAAAUGUCGACUACAAUGGCGAUUAUGAUUUGACGAAAACCUUAACCUUUUCGUUAGAUGGCAGCGGGCGCAGUAAAAACGAUAAGAAUUGGGAAAAUUGGGAGCGUAUUAGGGAACAGAAAUUGGAACGUAUGAAAAAUAUUUGCUUUGAGAGUUACCGUCAAUCGAAGAAGGAUAGAAUGUAUCCACCCAAACCCAUACCACGACAACUAGACCCAACUUGGUACACGGACAAUAUUUACUCGAACAAAUCCGAGGACCUAGAUGACGACUAUGUACCGGACUGCAUUAAGUACGCGAGUAAUUAUCGUAAAUUGAGAAAUAUACGCGAGCAUGACGAACUAUUUUUGGAAGAUGACUUUGUGGGUGGGGGCAUAGGGGCUGAAUAUCAGGGCGGUCCUCUUAAGGAGAGAAGAGGAGAAGGUGAGGGUUCCGCCAGUUAUGGUCUGCAUCGCUCUAUUAGUUGUAAGGAGUUCCAUUAUCCCAAAUCACAAAGUUGUACUUUUGCCGAACGUAUCUUUGAGGAGGGCUUAGGCAGUUCGCCACCUCCCCCUGCACCCACUGCACCGCCUACUACUUCUAUACUUAAAAAAGCCAAUGUGCCAAAAUCAUAUUCAUUCAGUGCUUCGACCAAAACCACGCCAUUCGAUGUCAUGGACUAUGAGGUUCCACCUUCCAUUGGUAAAUCACGACGUGACCGACAUGAUGCCUUCCGCAAAUCUAUGGGUUAUCAUUGUAGUAAUAGUUUAGAUGAGACAGCGCUAACGACGGCUCACGAGGCACACACCUGCUGUGCCCGAGAGCACUGUACCAACGCCAAGUGUUUGUUGGAUGACAUCUACACCGAAGGGUUCGGUUCUGUGCCACGACGAACAUGGCGUAGAGUUGCGCCCUCCACCUCGUCGCUGUCUGGUUUUUAUGGUGCUAGUGUCAGUGGUGGUAGCAACAGAAACUUGCACGAUUUGGACUGGUGGGAGGAUGGAAGAGGCACGAAUCAUCGGGUGGCAACGGCUUCUCGCUACUCUCUGCUCUCGGGGGGAAGUCAACGUGAGCAGCCACUGCCGCCGCCACCCACGGUGAUAUGUUGCUGUGCCGCCGAUGACUAUUGCUACCACCGCCAACAACAGUACCACUUGGCCAGAUCUUUAGCCCAUCAACAGCAGCAGCAACAACAACCGCAACCACCGCCUCGCUCUCGCUAUCACUGCCCCGGUCAUCAUCCGGCCGCCGAAGAAGAAGAACAUCUGCACUGUCGUGCCGUGGCCUACGAUACUGAUUUGGAUCAUUUCAUACGCGAUGAAAGAGAACGUCUUCUCAUGCAGGACAAAUUCUUAGAUGAAGACGAACGCUACUUAUCAUCAGGUGCUCCUAGACGCACCGCUUAUUCACGUUACCCUCGUCCUGCCAGAAGCAAAUCACUUUUAGAGGUACAACCGCCCAGCCGUUACGAUGAAGACUCUUGUUCAGACACCACAGAAAUGGACCUGCAAGACUUCAACAUAGACCUGGAAAAGUACUGGGAAGAAUUGGAAAAGCCUCCCAGCCCCAUUGACUUGGACAUGCAACGCCGCAAUAUGCACAGCAAUUUGAAGGUGAAAAAUGUCAAUGUUGGUUGUUACAACAAUGGACAACCUAUUGAUUUGCACGAUCGCGAACAAGAACGUAUGAUGAUUAAGAAAUCACUUUUGGAAGGUAUGCCAUCACCACCUCAGGUCGACCACCAUCCCUCGCACGCCUCAUCACUGCCUACCGACGCUAACAAUGCCGCUUCAAGUAGUUUUCAUUUUUUUGAACAUGCUGGCUCGCCCCUACACCGCUCCUUCAACUACGGCCACAAGGUCUACCCGGCAGCCGAAACGCUGCCCUCCUACCAGUACAACAACUUCUAUCCCGAACAUCACAAUGUCCAAACCCAACAGCCUACUAGUUCUGGCCAUCAUCCUGCAGCCGGUGGCCAUUCGGCUUUAAAUCUCAUCAAUAAUAUCUUCUCCAUUUAUAAGCCCAACAAAUAUGCAGCCCAGAACUCCGCACACUACAACAACAACGAUACAAAACCCGAGCCUUGCAAAAAAAUGAAUGUACCCAGCACUAGACGUCCAUUAGGGGCAUCCCAUUCCGAGUAUAUGCACUCCAUGAAGCGUCCGCUUAUUGUUAGCACCGAGCAACCCCAUUUUAAGAUUAUACCCGAAAAGACCGGUCUUAAGAUAUCACCCUUUUAUAACUAUGACGAAUUUGAGGACAAACCACAACAACAGACACGACUGAAGCUGACCAGUACAGCACGACCGUUAAUGCUUCCGCACUGAUGGUGCUGGACAUUUCCGUGGUAUGGGGGUUGCUAGUAUUUACUUCAAAUGUUACUAUUACUACAACAAAAAAUGCAGUUGUUGCUGUUGUUGCUGUUACAACAAAAGCAGCGGCAGCAGCACUUGCCAACAAACUUUAACAUCAAUAUCAACAUCUUCAUCAGCGACUCCAGGGAUCAAAAACUUUUAUAAAAUAAAGACAAACAAAAAAACACGUUUCUUCAAAAUCAUUAUGACGUCAUUGAAAUUCUUCUGUUGUUUUUCCUCUUUACAAAAUGUUUAAACUUAAAAUCAUUUAUAAUCGAAGAUGCCGGCAUUAUUGUUUAGACUCAAGAUAAAUAGAAUUUUGAAUAUUCUUUACAAAACUUUUACUAGUUGGACAAUUAGUUUUAGGGCGCCAUUUCAGUUUAGAGUCGAGGUAAUGAUGUUUGUUGAAAAAUAUCACCUCGAAACUGGUUGUGCAGAAACGUUAUGGAAAUGACAUUGAUUCUAAGAAAUACUUAGUUCAGGAUUAAGUUAUUUAAUCAAUGAUUUUCUUUCGAAUUUGUCAUUAUCGGACUUCUUUAGAAUAAAUCUUGAACUGUGUUUUUUUUUUUUCUAUGAUUUUUGCUUUGAAAUUGUUACGAUUAGGAUUAAUUUAGUGAUAAAGUUGAAGAAUUAUCAUUUCGAUCGAUUAUAUUUCAAAAACUUAAUCACGAAAAAUUCAGGAGACUAGAUAAAAAGUCAAAACCCAAAGACCAGUUUAUAAAUUUCCCCGUUGAAUCUGACCUCACACUGAAGUUUGAAAAUAAUAUUUGUUUCAAGUUUUAGUUUGAAAUAUCUAGAGAAAAAGAGAAGAUAAAACGAAGGUUAAACAUUUAUUUUUAAAAUUGGGAGAUUGGACAUUCAGCUCAUAAAGCGUGAUCCCUUUCGAGGUUCCCUAUAUUUUUAAAGAAAAAAAAAUUCAAAUUUAAUGGAGAAUGUUUAUUAUAAUUUGAAAGAACAUUCUUUGGCAUUUAUUCUUUGAAGAUUAUGUCUAUCAAAUGUUGGCCGUUGCUACAUCGCAGAUGGUCCUUCCGUUGAGUCCAAUUUUCGAUGACUCGUUCGAGCAUUUCGACUGAUAACUGGCGAAUGACACGCGUUAAAUUAACUAAACUUUAGACUUUAGAUAUCCCCACAGGAAAAAGUGUAACGGUGUGAUAACACACGAUCUUGGUGGCUAAUCGACCGGCCCAAAACGUGAAAUUAGGAUCUCACCAAAAUGUUCUCUCAAUAAAUCUAUUGAUUGGUGCGAUGUGUGGAAGUGUCGCCGUCUUACUGAAACCAAAUGUCACCGAGAUCACGAGCUUCUAUUUCAGGCAUCAAAUAGUCGGUUAUCAUGCCACGAUAACGGUCGCCAUUGACGGUUUUAAAGAAAUGUAGACCGUUGAUUCCACCGACACACAAACAACACCAAACCGUGUUUUUUUCUGGAUGAAGUGGCAGUUCUUGAAUCUCUUCAGACUGAUCUUCGUCCCAAAUUCGGCAAUUGAGCCAGAAAUGGGCCUCAUCGCUAAACAAAAUUUGCCUCGAAAACGUCGAUUCUUUUUGGAACUUUUCAAGAGCCCAUAGAGCGAAGCGAUCGAGCGGCUUCAGUUGUGAAAUGUCAAACAAUACUAAGCAAACCUAAUAUCACAGCAUGACACGACACAGACUUGAUCUUUCAAAAACAGGCUAUUAAAAAAAGUACCUCUACUUGAAUCACCCAUUAUAACAAUCUUUACAAAGAUUUCUACGUUCUGUUGCAAUGCCCCUAAUAUGGCUGAAAAUGGGAGGUUUAUGAAUCAAAUCUUUAGAAUAAGAAUAUUUUGAGUCUCUACAAUUUUGUUGGCACUUAACAUAAUCCCAUGCACUCUAAGCUCCCAAUAAUAGAAAGAAAAAUAUAAUAAUUUGGAUUAUAAUUAGAAAGAAUGAAAUGUGACCAGUCUGAUGAUGGAUGUGCAAAUAAAUUAAUUAAAAAAAGAGACAAAAGAAACGUUAAAAGCAAAAAACAUACCAUUGGAAAUGAAUUGAUUAAGAAAAAAAAAAACAGAAAUAAGAAUAAUUAAAAUCCAAAACUUUAAAAUUAUACAAAAAAAACUAUGUGAUGAACUUUUCGAUAAAACUCAUUAAACCACAAAACGGCUAAAAAGAAACAUAAUGCAUUUUUAUCCUUCCAAGUACUAACGAUGACUAACAAAAAAUAUAUAAAAAUAUACACGAAAACAUAAGAAUGAAAGAAAGAUAUGAAAAUAUUUUUUUGCUCAAAACUGUGACAGAGUGUGAGUUCUCAAAUGAUGGUAGAAGAGUUUGAGGAGCCCCACUUAAACCAAAACAUUCCAUUAUUUAAUAAUAACAAAAAAAAACACUAAAACAACAAAGCGCUCAAAUUUUUCCAAUUCUUAAAAAACCAAAAAACUAACAAAUAAUACAAAAUAAUUAAACAAUCAACCAAAUAGUAUUACAAAACAACAAAAACUUAAAUAAAAUAAAACUUAUUUGUUAAAACAGCAGAUUUCCUUUUGUCAUUUUCUUACCAACUAAAACUAUAAAAUACAAAAAAAAUCCAUUUAAAAUAUAAAAAAAAAUAAUAAAAUUAAAUGUAACACAACAAACAAAAAAGAAGUACUUUUUUUAAAAAAACCAACAUUUUUUCGAGA
This is a messenger RNA of Lucilia sericata (common green bottle fly), 5135 nucleotides long. RefSeq lists its product as uncharacterized. The record is from RefSeq and is a predicted model, not a curated record. The transcript has a single exon. NCBI's taxonomy places the organism in Eukaryota, Metazoa, Arthropoda, Insecta, Diptera, Calliphoridae. The annotation marks the transcript as partial.